This is a messenger RNA of Suillus bovinus, 1737 nucleotides long. RefSeq lists its product as uncharacterized. The transcript has 9 exons. The record is from RefSeq and is a predicted model, not a curated record. Lineage: Eukaryota; Fungi; Basidiomycota; Agaricomycetes; Boletales; Suillaceae. Bases 1 to 1737 code for a protein of 578 amino acids.
AUGAAUGUUUUCAAUCCUCGCAUUCUGGAUGCCAGCAUCCGCGAUGUGACGGGGUGUCUGUCCGACAUUCAAAAGGCUGAUGUUCUUCUCCAUGCCUUGCAUCUUUUGCCAUCUGAAGGGUCCCGAAUUGUCAUGGAGAACGCUAUCCAGUCCUUUCUCCAAGUUUCGGGUGUUCCACCAGCAGAUGUUGCAAGAGCUCUUUUGUUACGUGCCAAAACCCGUUUAGCAGCUGGGUACCGAACUUCUGCCCAACAAGAUUUGUUGUCCGUACUAUGUUCAGAUCCCGCAAAUCAAGACGUCAAAGCCCUAAUACAAUCUGAGCAUUUACGACAAGAAAUGCUUAUCAGGGAACCCGAUGGUCCCCCUCGUUUUUCUGCCGAAGUCUGGAGAGAAAUCGCUCUCUGUCUCCCAAAACGUGAUCUGAAGUCUCUUUUAUUGGUCCCACAUGCACUCUCUCGCAUAGCAAGUCAACUUAUUUUCCGCGAGAUCGAUCUACAUUUCACGGCAUCGCCGGAUCCCCCGAAAGCUGAGAACAGGUACAGGGGUGUUCAUGGCGGCCAAGAGGAGCAGGAGCUCGACGCUUGGCACUACCAGCGAAGUGCCGAUAUUCUUACACGCAUCCUUGUCGAUCCCGUCUUUGCCUCGCAGGUCAAAAGUUUAAGCGUAUAUGCUGUUGGUUCAGACGCCUCACACACAUCGGCAUUUCAGAUUGGAAUGUUGAUUAACUCUCUGCCUAAGCUCUGCAACCUUCGCAAUGCGCAUUGUUCAGGUAACAGGGAAUUAAUCAAUCGCAUGCUUGAGACAAUGUGUACCUCAAACCAUCGUCUUUACAGCCUGUCUAUCAAUCUUGUUGAUCGUUCAGGCGACGUCGACAUCCCACCAUUCAAGCACAUCACACAUUUCUCCAUCACGGCCGAAGGAGGGAAUAGUACAUCUACCCAUGACUUUAUAUCACAUAGUCAUGACAAUCUGCGCUCGCUGGCAAUCAAGAACGCACGCUGGAAAUUCCCAACGGAAAUCAUCUCUGUCCGUCACUUGACAGCUAUCGACUUCGAGGGCUGUUUUUCCGCAGAUAGCCAGGUCUUCUCUGAGAUAUUGUCCACCGGCCAUCAACUGGAGUCGCUGACGUUGUCAGGUAUUCUGGAAUGCACUCCAUCAGCCACGUUCCGCCUGUAUAGGACCUCGCUUCCAUCAACUAGUCUGCAUCGUCACGUCACGGACAGGGACCUUGUACCUGCUAUCUCGGAAUUCUUGAGAGAUCGCAAGCAUCUACGUUCCUUCCACCUAAUCGUGCCUAACGCGGACCAUCGUCGUAUUGGUUUUGAUGCGUCUGCUUGGGGUGUACUACCUUCUCUAACGAACCUCCGCAGUCUUUGUAUCACUUAUCCUAGAGAUCUUUCUCCUUCGCUAGCAGGGUGGCUUAUUCCGCGCAGUGUUCGUGCGCUCACUAUGGAGAUUAUGGCACCGCCUGCAGAGGACCUUCUCCUAUUCAUAAACCAACUGCGUCCCGGAGUCCCUCCCCUUCUCACGUUUAUUGGUAUGACAAACUUCCCGAUGCGUUCCGUCAUGAACGCAGUCGACCACGGCUUUUCCAACCUGCGGCUUCUGCGAAUCGAUGAGAAUGUCUGGAGUGUCAUCCGCUCAGAUGAUGGGUCGAUAGAAAUGGAGCAUACUAUACGACGGACAUGGUUAGAGUCCCUCGGGUGCGAGGAUGCAACACGGCAUUUGGCAUGGUAA